This is a messenger RNA of Dothidotthia symphoricarpi CBS 119687, 1356 nucleotides long. RefSeq lists its product as uncharacterized. Gene Ontology annotation, biological process: regulation of cyclin-dependent protein serine/threonine kinase activity. The transcript has a single exon. Gene Ontology annotation, cellular component: nucleus; cyclin-dependent protein kinase holoenzyme complex. Gene Ontology annotation, molecular function: cyclin-dependent protein serine/threonine kinase regulator activity; protein kinase binding. The record is from RefSeq and is a predicted model, not a curated record. NCBI's taxonomy places the organism in Eukaryota, Fungi, Ascomycota, Dothideomycetes, Pleosporales, Dothidotthiaceae. The coding region runs from base 1 to 1356 and encodes 451 amino acids.
AUGCCGUCCUUCUACCCCCGUCAUAAUCUGCCGCGGCAGCUCCUCACGCCUCCAGAGUUCGUGCCAAGCUACCACUCUGCAUGUGGAAACAUGGCCUACCAGCAGAGUGCCUAUGCUAGCCAACCUGCUGUUCGGCAACAGGACGAUGACUACGGCUUCGCAGACCGCUACGGCCAGCUCGCCAUGGCCAUGCCGCCCAUGUAUCCGCAGGCUGGCACCUACCUUAGCAAUGCGCCGCCCAGCCUGCCACCCCCAAGUUCCUUCUACGAAUCCACAGGAGCCACCAUGCUCCCGUCCAUGCGCUUGACCGAACAAGAGCAGCGCGCUCAAGAGUACAAUCAGCGCGCACAUCAGCCUGCAAAGGAAGAAAAGCCUGUUGGAGGCGUGUCUGCCAAGCUGGACUAUGACAUGGACGUCAUGACUGACUUCGUUUGCGAGACCGCUCUGCAAGUCAUCACCCCAGGACGCAUGGCGCCGCAGUCGUUCCGAAAGUGGGUGCACCAGGUCCUUUGCGCAACGCGCCUGCCUUCUGCGACCAUCCUACUCAGCAUGUUCUACCUGUCCACCCGGAUGCCUAUGCUGGCAGGCGAGCCGAAGAUCGACCACCAUUUGUUCCGUCUUCUUACCAUUGCACUGGUGCUGGGCAGCAAGUUCCUUGAUGACAACACUUUCAUCAACCGCUCUUGGUCGGAAGUCAGCGGCAUCCCUGUUGGAGAACUGAACCGUCUGGAAAUGGAGUGGCUGAACGCCAUCGACUACAAGCUCCACCGCGAUCCUUCGGAACAUCAAGGAUGGCGGACUUGGUCCGAGCACUGGAAGGAGUACCAGGGCCUCGCCGUUGCCCGCGCUGGCCGAAGCAACAAGCUCAGCCCCAUCAACACAUCUGUGCACCGACGUAGCCUCAACCACAACAAGCCACUUCCUGCGCUGCCGAUGCAGCAGGCAUACAACCCGCCACAGUACGAGUACACCCCCAAGUCAGCGCAGUCAUCGUACAAUCUUCCUAGUUACUCCCAGUACGAUCCCUGGAGGUCAUCGAGCGAUCACUCCCCUGCAUCUGCACCGACCACAGGACCCACUACUCCAGAGUACUACGGUUCGACGGGCACUUGGGCUCCAAGCGAGGGGUACUCGCGUCGCACCAUGUUCGGCUUCCCGCCACCCAUGUCUCAGCCCACGCCACCUCAGACGCAACACCAGCAGCCGUCCAAUUAUGGCCCGCCCGCGUACACCCCACAGUACAACACCUCCGUCUGGAACCAGCACGGCGCUAACUGUGGCUGCGGUUACUGUUCACAGAGGCAUCAGCCAUACUACAUGGCCCAUGCCUAUGGCCCCCAGGCUGUUGCUGUGUAA